Messenger RNA from Apis florea (little honeybee), 618 nucleotides. It is a transcript of the gene RpL27, whose product is annotated as ribosomal protein L27. Gene Ontology annotation, biological process: translation. NCBI's taxonomy places the organism in Eukaryota, Metazoa, Arthropoda, Insecta, Hymenoptera, Apidae. The record is from RefSeq and is a predicted model, not a curated record. Gene Ontology annotation, molecular function: structural constituent of ribosome. Gene Ontology annotation, cellular component: ribosome.
GAAAAACCGUGAGGUGUGUAGUGUUUGUUAUUACAGAAACUAAUCCAGAAACAUCGGGAAAUAGAAAAAUAAUUUAUUUGUAUAUAUAAUGUUGUUCUUAAUAUUGUUUAUUCCGAUAUUUUUGGAAUAGCAAUGAUUUUUGCAAUUUAACAAUUUUAAUAAGUUCUUACAUAUCUUCAAGAUGGUGAAGAUAAUGAAAACAGGAAAAGUCGUAUUAGUCCUUAGUGGCCGAUAUGCUGGAAGAAAAGCUAUUAUCAUGCGUAAUUAUGAUGAUGGAACUACAGAAAAACAAUAUGGACAUGCAAUGGUAGCUGGAAUUGACCGAUAUCCACGUAAAGUACACAAAAGAAUGGGCAAAGCAAAGAUUCACAAACGUUCUAAAAUCAAACCAUUUGUAAAAGUACUAAAUUAUAAUCAUUUGAUGCCAACAAGAUAUACUGUAGAUUUACAUUGGGAUAAAGUAACACCUAAAGAUCUUAAAGAUCCAAUGAAACGCAAGAAGAUACGAUUUCAAACUCGUGUUAAAUUUGAAGAAAAGUACAAAUCUGGUAAAAACAAAUGGUUCUUCCAAAAAUUACGGUUUUAAUUAAAUUUAAAUAAAUAUAAAAUUUACAAGUA